AAGAUGUCGCAUGGUAAACACUCAAAAUUCCGUGCAUGUUUAAUGUGCAGUUAUUUACAAGAAGGUAAAGAAUUCAAGCUUAAAGGUUGCCCAAACUGUCCAUUCUUGGAGAUGAAAGGUAGCUCAGAGAGUGUUACAGAUUGUACAUCAGGUCAAUACGAUGGUAUAGUAGCUCUCACUCAACCAAAAGGUAGCUGGGUUGGUAAAUGGCAAAGAGUCAACACAUGUGAGAAGGGUUUAUAUGCAGUUAGAGUUACAGGUAGACUAGCAGACAACAUAGUAGACAAUCUACAAGCUCAUGGUAUUCCAUAUAGGCCCCGAGAUGAAAUUGAAGAAUAGAAGAAUUUAUUUGUAUUAUACUUAUUUAGAUGGCGCACCUGAUGAUUUCCAAGCAGCUACAAUAAGCUCUGAAAUGGCUUCGACUCCUUUGGCGGAUUUAAUAGACGUGAACACCGUUGGUCCAUUAUCACGCAUCUUAUCAGCAUCUCUCUUCAUAACACCCAAAUCAGCACCGAUAUAUUGAGCGAUAUCUGUCUUGUUUACGACGAGCAAAUCAGAUUGUGAGAUACCUGGUCCACCUUUACGUGGUAUCUUGUCACCACCAGAUACAUCAAUCUGAGUAUAAUCAGCUGACAUCAUUAAUUGCUUAUCAUUCUACUCACAACGUAGAUAAUAUAAUCUGCAAGCUCUCUUGAGUAGUUUGCAGCCAAGUUGUCACCACCUGAUUCAACGAGCAGAAGAUCAGUGUUGUAGUCGGCGUGGAGUUGCUCAAGAGCACCCAUAUUAGCUGAAAUAUCUUCUCUGAUGUAUUUAUUAAAAACGACUCUUGCCUAGUGAGAGUACUCACCUGAUUGCAGCGUGUGGACAUCCACCUGGAUAUUCGCGUUAAUUUAACUUACAAAGAUAGCCAAACUCACCUGUUUCGACAGCUCUGAUCCUACCAGUUUCUAAUGCUUC
Wallemia mellicola CBS 633.66 is the source of this 957-nucleotide messenger RNA. Its product is annotated as transcription initiation protein spt4. The record is from RefSeq and is a predicted model, not a curated record. Gene Ontology annotation, molecular function: RNA polymerase II complex binding; zinc ion binding. NCBI's taxonomy places the organism in Eukaryota, Fungi, Basidiomycota, Wallemiomycetes, Wallemiales, Wallemiaceae. Bases 4 to 339 code for a protein of 111 amino acids. The transcript has 2 exons. Gene Ontology annotation, biological process: chromatin organization; mRNA processing; regulation of transcription elongation by RNA polymerase II. Gene Ontology annotation, cellular component: nucleus; DSIF complex.